Molecule: messenger RNA, 5045 nt
Organism: Rhea pennata
Lineage: Eukaryota; Metazoa; Chordata; Aves; Rheiformes; Rheidae
Gene: SFT2D2
Product: SFT2 domain containing 2
Exons: 8
Coding region: 55-537 (160 amino acids)
Biological process (GO): vesicle-mediated transport
Cellular component (GO): membrane
Source: RefSeq, a predicted model, not a curated record
GAGCGGUGCGGAGCGGAGCGCGGAGAGCGGGGCAGAGCCGCCGGGGCGGGCAGCAUGGACAAGCUGAAGCGGGUGCUGAGGGGGCAGGACGCGGAAGAGCCGAGCGGCCUGGCCGAGGUUAUUGAUGCAACUUCAUUAAGUUGGGGCACCAGAGUUAAAGGCUUCGUUGCUUGUUUUGCAAUAGGAUGCCUGUGCUCCGUCUUGGGCAGUUGUUUGCUAUGGAUACCAAAGAAAGGAUUGAUUCUGUUUGCAGUGUUUUACACAUUGGGGAAUAUUGCAUCUCUUGGAAGCACUGCGUUCCUCAUGGGACCAAUGAAGCAACUGAAAAAGAUGUUUGAGCCUACUCGUCUGAUUGCUACUGUUGUUAUGCUAUUGUGCCUUUUACUAACACUGUGUUCUGCUUUCUGGUGGCACAAUGCAGGAUUGGCACUCCUUUUCUGCAUCUUGCAGUUUUUUGCCCUGGCAUGGUACAGCAUUUCCUUCAUACCAUUUGCAAGGGAUGCUGUGAAGAAAUGUUUUUCAGUCUGUCUGACCUAACAGGAAUACUGGAUGCUUCACGAAGUUCUUGAAAGUACAGUAGAACUAUGUUAAGAUCACUGUGUGUGUUUUCCUACUUCUGUCUUAAACACGUGCCUUUCACUUUAGAGGUUCCUUGUCUUAAAUCCAGUGUGUGCAGUUACUUGUCUUUGUAAGCAAUGAUGCCUGUAGGACAGGGUGCUCGUGCGAUUUAAAUGAAGUUCGGUCUAGCAGGAGAACUGGGCAGAGUAUGUGAUAAUUCGUAUGUAAAAUCAUGCAUUUGUUCUGGUUUUGCAAAAUUAGCACUGAAAGUGAUGAUAAGAAGUCUGUAAAGCAGAGACCUUGAUUCUGGGACUAAACCAGUUUGGAGGAUCUGAUUUUCAAGAAAGAGAUCAACUGCCAACUGAUUUUUUUUUCCUCUAUUGAACUCUUCUUUUUAAGUAAUUUUCUAUCACUUAAUCUUUGCACUGUUUACCUUGGAUAAUGGAAUACUGCUGUUCUGUCCUCUUUCUGCCUCUUGCAACUUUAGGGUUAUGAUACUACUAAAAAAAAGUUUAGUUCUAAAUGGAAAACCUGUUUUGGAGUUAGUAUUUAUGAAAUGUGUGCUUUUUCAAUGAAGUGUUUCACUUGUGGUUUAGAGUGACAGUGUUUCCUUAAAAUACAUGGAAGGGACACUUUUGUCUGUAAAAACUUGUUCCUCUGGGAGAAACACUUGCAAAAUAAGGUAAAUAGAAAUUUUCUGGCUGUCAAAAACCAGAGUUCUUUGUCUUGACUACAAGUGGUGUAGCGCAAGGCAAGAAACUGAAAAUGUUCAGGUGAAGUGAGGUGCUUCUCUUCUCCUCUAGCUAUAGUAUAGAAAUGCAAAACUAAGGAAAUAAUAGGUAAGCUAAGAAAGAAUUUGUCUCUUUUCAAAGGACAAACUUUUUGCUGGUAAUGUGGAAGUGAUAAGGUGUUAAAUCAGCAGAACGUUGGGUGGGGAGAACACAUUCUCUCCUAAAUUUACGAAUGAGCCAAAACUCCAACAUGUCUUUUUGUAAAUGAGUUCAGUUUUGUUUUUCCUAAAGCUCUCAGACAUGCUAGUGCACUUCUCCUGCUUUCAGGAGAAAGGACAACUUGCUGUGGGCUGCCUUAGCAAAGACAUCAUGUAGCAAUCUAGGUGUCAGCUCCAAAAGAAUGUGGAACAUACUUCUGGAUUAGGAUUAUUUCAUAUAGCCAAAUUUCGAGCCAAUUUGCAUUUUCUUAUUCUUUUAAGAUAUGUACUACCAAACUACUGCAAUGGUUAAUUGUGUAAUCUCUGAGCUUAGAUUCCUACUGCUGCUAUAUGGGAUACUGAUUAACCUCUUAAGCUCUGUUUUGCUAUGGCUAUGAAAAUGGUUGUCCUGUAGACUCUGUAUGUAAGCUUAUGUCUCUCUUUCCACAGCUACCUAGAGGUCUGUCACUUAAUGCAUUGCAUUUGCAUGGCAGAUGUGUCCCUGACUUGCAGCACAAGGAAGAUUCUAACCUAGCAAAAGCCUGGAUCUACUUGGCAGAAAAGUAUAAGCCCAUAGUGAAAGCAAAUAAUUCUGUGGCUUCCAGAAAGUUACCAGAAACUGAGUUAAUGCAAAACCUUAAGCUUAAAGUGUCCUUCUGUUAACUUAGAAAAUGUGGUACCUCCCACUGUCAAGAUCCUUCAGAAAAAAACAUCCUUUUGAGGAUGUUAUGAAAGGGGAAUUUUAACAGGCUUUCUCUGGAUUCCAGUUGUCUAGUUGCAUUUUUUUGUUCUAAACAACUUUGUAAGAGCCUUCUUCAAAAUGUGGCACCACUGUAUUGGGAAGAAUCAGUUAUACUGGAUGAUGUUCCUCAAGUGCUCUGUUCUGGUGCUUUUAUUUCCUAGGAAUUGGAAGGUAGUAUCAAGAUCACUAGGUUGAAUAUUGCUUUCCUUGAAAGGAAGAACUAGUUAAAGGCUCAGGAGAGACUGGGAAAUGAGGAAUAUUGUAAUUCUUGAUGACUUCCUGACUCUGAUGUAAGGCAAGUUGCUAAACCGUGUGACUUUCUUCAACAGGGAGUUGGUUCAAAGCCUAUUUUUUUUGUGAUUAAAGGACCCUGUAUUAGUCUUUUAUUAGGACUUUAAGGUUUACAGAACUCUGUUGUAUAAGGGUAACUAAAAUACAACUCCAAUGCCUUUCACAUUCCAGUAUUUGUUUAGUUUUAGUAUCUCUGGGUGCUCCUGGAAAACUAAGUUUAGCAUACAAUAUUUCUCCCUCCAACUUGUCCCUCUCCAACUUGGAUAAUCAUUCCAGGCUCAUCAGCAGUCAGCAUAAUGGAAUUGAUUUCUGAGAUUCUUUUUGCUGUACUUCAGGCCAGAAAGAGUAAAAGCUUUUUGCUUAUUUCUUGACCAGCUUAUGCAGGGUUGUGCUACUCUGCCUGACUCUAGAAGUUCUCCAGCAAGAACACCAGAAUUGUGUAUGCUGAAUAUAGCUAGUAUUCUGGUUGAAAAAGUUAUCUGGAAACUUCUAAGUGGUUGUGCUCACAACAGUCAUAUAAAAGUUGAAAAUUUAGGCUCUGGAAUUACUUAGCUCACUGCCAGUAGACAUUGGGUAAACUUGUGAUCUGUGGUAUGUUUUUUUUUUUUUUGUUUGUUUGUUUAUUUCUUUCUUUUUUCCCCUCUUCUCUAUCCUUUCUAAAUCUAGAAUUCCAGUGCUACAACCAUUGAUUCAAAAAAAAGAAGAACAAAACUUUAUCUUACUUCAUAGCACAUGCAGCUAAGUACUAGUGCCCUUAAGGGAAGGGAAAGCAAAGGGAGAUGAUAAAGACAUAAGUGAUCAUCAUAGUGCCAGCAGCGUUUGUUGCUUAGUGAUUUUUUUUUUUAAUGUAGAUCGAAUGGUAGGAUAGACUCACCAUAUUCUUGCCAGUAUAUGAAAAAUGCUCAGGGUUGGUUUGUCACUUCAUCUGUAAGUGAUUUUGAUUAAAAGUAGCUCUUCUCUGUCAGAACAAAAGUUUUCAGAUGCUUAUUUGCUUGCCAGUAGUUGUGCUCAGAUUAUUGACAAGUUUGACAGCAAAAGAUUCUUGUAGCUUGUUGUUAAAAUGCUUUAUUUUAUGUACUUUUUUGUUCUACAUAUGUAAUCAAGGAAUGAACUAGUAUAUAAAUAUUCUCUCUCGCCCAGUUUCAAUCUGAACUAAAUUAAACAAAAAAAGCACUUUUUGGGGGGUCAGUAAAACUUCAUGUUAAGUUUUGGUAUUGUUGGCUUUGGUUAUCUACUAGGCAGGAAGUAUAGUGGGCAUUUCUUGAAGCCCUCCCUAGCCUUCUAUCUUAACAUUCCUGAAGGUAAAAAUGCUUCUGUUGUAUACACUCUACUGCAUACAGGAGAGUUUGUAUCUUAAAUGACUGCAGACAUACAGAUUGCAAGGCUCCCUCCUUCAUCAAGUCCUUGCUCAGUUGCCUAGAGUGUAUAACUCAAGGCUGUCUUUCCUAAAGAAACUUGUAUGAUGUUGGAUGCCCCUGUCAGUAGGAUUUAGUGCUCUGCUUCUUGAAAGCUUGACUGUAGGUCAACUUGCCUGUCUGCUUUUUGAUUUGUUGCAGUACAGAUAACAACAACCUUCACCAAGCAGCCUUAGAAUACACUUAUAGCAUGAAAUGUGCAUGUUUGGGACCAAGGGGCUUUUCAGAUCAAGUAGAAAUGGAAACUGGGUUUGUGAGGUGGGGAUGAGGGAAUCUUUUUCCCAAAGUACUGAAAUGCUAUGCAUGAAAAUGUGAGGGGAGUUUCAUCACUUCCAAGAUUUUGCUCUGGAUGAUGUGAUGAAGUCCACUGUGAAUUCUGAUAUUAUCUGCGGUGGUUCUACAGUGAACAAUCUUAUCUUGUUUAGUAUUUACAGUAAUAAAAUUGCUAAUGAGCUAUUGCAAAACCCAAAGAAGGGAUUUUUGCACCAGAUUAAAACUAUUCUAAGAAAUCAUGUAGAAGGACAUGUUUUAGGUUUUAUGUGUGGGUAUUCAUUAUGCAAGUUUUGGGGGAGUUUGCAAUAGAAUGGCUUCUUGCUAGAUGCAGGAAGACUGGCCUGAGUUGAUCGAAACUUGUGGGUAGAUAGCAACAGUCCUAUGAGCAAAUAUGCAGUCUGAAACUGAUGUUCUGGGAACCUGGAUAUUUGGAGCCCAUACCCUUUUACUGUGUAAAAAGAGAUUCAAAGAGCCUCUGUUUGGGUUCUGAGAAUGAUUCUUGCUAUAUAAUAAUAAUUACAUUAAUGAAAGUAAAAUGACUGUUAUUGUAGGGCCUCAGAACGGAGGAGGAUGACACUUAAGCACAUUUGUCUUAAAUAUAGAUGUUUACACCCCUUCCAAAUAUGACCACGUAGGAAGGAAAGCACAGAGAUCAUGUAUUUUCUUAAAACCUUGUGCCUCACUGGGUAAUGUGACCAAAACACUAAUUUUUUUUAGAAACUGUGGAAUUGUUUUGUAAAAUAAAAACCAAACUCUCAACAAUGUUUUAUACUGUUAGUUGAUUAUUUGCUGUUGUACUUUUUCUAUGUAUUUACGCUGUUUGAUCUCCACUUUGAUA